Molecule: messenger RNA, 4613 nt
Organism: Telopea speciosissima
Lineage: Eukaryota; Viridiplantae; Streptophyta; Magnoliopsida; Proteales; Proteaceae
Exons: 27
Coding region: 102-4145 (1347 amino acids)
Source: RefSeq, a predicted model, not a curated record
GGAGGGCCACCGAGGAAAGACUUCCAAAACCCUAAAAAUUUGAUAUCGGAAGUACAUGUAAUCCCUUAUUUGAGAGUUUAUCAUAUUCGACGGGGGUAGACAUGGCCGGAGCUUCUCGAGAGCAAGCACUCUCCCUUAUUGCUGCCGUGAAGAACCAUGGUGAUUUGGCGGUUAAACUAUCUUCUUUGAAACAGGCGAAAGAGAUUCUGUUAUCUGUCGAGCCGUCUUUUGCAGCGGAGAUCUUCCCUUACCUCUCCGAGAUUCGGACGUCGCCCGAAAGUUUGGUUAGGAAAUCUCUCGUCGAGUUGGUGGAAGAGCUUGGUCUGAAGGUGAUGGAGCAGUCAUCUAUACUAAUGCCAGUCCUAUUGGCACUCUUAAAAGAUGAAGCUUCUGUUGUUGUGAGACAAUCUAUUGUUAGUGGCACAAGUUUCUACUACAGCAUCCUUGAAAAAAUGGCACUACAGUUUCGUCAAUCUGGUAGAGUUGAAAAGUGGCUCGAAGAACUUUGGAUGUGGAUGGCUAAUUUCAAAGAUGUUGUUUUUGGAAUUGCUUUGGAGCCUGGUUCUGUUGGAACAAAGUUGCUGGCAAUGAAAUUUUUGGAAACAUACAUCCUACUUUUCACGCCUGAUGCCGAUGAUUCUGAAACAUCUAUUAAAGAAGGAAAGGGACGGACCUUUAAUAUUUCGUGGGUGGUUGGAGGUCACCCGGUCCUGGAUCCAGCCUUAUUCACAUUGGAAGCAAACAAAGCUUUCGGCCUUCUCCUGGAUCAGCUGCAAUCAGCAAGUACUCUUUGUGGUUCUUUGAUAAUUGCUGUUAUCAACUGUCUUGCGGCUAUUGCGAGGAGGCGGCCCUUCCACUAUAGUAGUGUUCUUUCUGCACUUCUUGGUUUUGACCCAAAUUUUGAGACACUAAGGGGUGGACAUGCUGCCAGUAUCCAGUAUUCUCUAAGGACUGCCUUCCUGGGGUUCUUAAGGUGUACCCAUCCAGCCAUUAAAGAGUCACGUGAGAGAUUACUAAGGGCUUUACGAGCAAUGAAUGCUGGAGAUGCUGCUGAUCAAGUAAUUCGGCAGGUUGAUAAAAUGAUAAAGAAUACUGAGCGUGCUUCACGUGAUGCUCGAUUUGGCAAGGAUGAUCAACCAUCAAGUCCACUACCUUUUUUUGGGGAUUUGAUUAAGAAACGGCCCAUGCUUCAGGAUAAUGAUGGUAUGACUAAUACUGAUGAAAUUACUGCUAAACGAACUCGUUAUGGUCCUCAAGGAAACUCAGCAUUUCCUGGCGAGAUACCUGAUGAUUCUAGGCAGGAUGAUAUUGCUGUAAAUGGAAUAGCUCCUAAGCUGCCUUUGCUGGAUAGUGACUUGACACCUGUGGAACAAAUGAUUGCCAUGAUUGGUGCUUUACUGGCACAGGGUGAAAGAGGUGCCGAGUCCCUUGAAAUUCUAAUAUCAAAAAUCCAUCCUGAUCUGUUGGCUGAUAUUGUAAUAGCUAAUAUGAGGCACUUACCUAAGAAUCCCCCUCCCUUACUAAGCAGACUUGGGAAUGUUCCAGUAGCUCCACAGACAAGUUCGUCAAGCACUUCAUCACAGGUGGCACCCAGCACUCCUAUAAUUUCGGUGCAGUAUUCUGCUGCUCCACUACAAACUGCAUCUCCAUUUUCUUCUGCAGUAACGAGCAGCACAUCAAUGCCUGAUGUCACCACAGUCCCUAAUCUUCCUGCCGAUUACAAACGCGAUCCACGAAGGGAUCCUCGUCGUCUCGAUCCACGGCGUGUGGCUGUACCUGGUGGAGUACAGUCGGUGUCUCUGACUGUGAAGGAGGAUACUGGUGACAUGCAAUCUGGAUUUGACAGUUCUGCUUCUCUGAGGAGACCUCUUCCACCUCCUGUGGUGAUAAAGGUGGAAAGUGCUUCAGUACCUAUGGUAACCAAAAGUGAUUUUGAAUUUUCAGAAAGUUCAGUUGCUCCUGUAACUGACCAGCCUACAUCUGAAGAAAAUUUGGAGGUUUUAGAUGAAAUUAAAAAGGAGGAACCGGUUGAAGAGGUCAAGGUUAUUACUACUUCAGACCCUGCCCAUUCUCCUGUUACAGCUGUUGUCCAGGAUGCGAUGGCAUCAAUACCGACAGAUUUUACAAUGACUGAGGGGGUUGAUCCAUCUUGUUCACUGGAAUCUGAUCAGCAUUCCCCUGUUGGCUCUAGCACAUCUGCCUCUGAAGAGACCUCUCAAGAUUUUCCCUUGCUUCCUUCUUAUAUUGAGUUGACAGAAGACCAGAAAAAGACUCUGACUAAAUUGACAAUUGAAAGAAUUAUUGGGUCAUGCAAGCAAAUACAGCUGACAGAUUGCAGUCAGACACGCAUGGCAUUACUUGCUCGCUUGGUUGCUCAGAUGGAUGCUGAUGUUGAUGUCAUUGUAAUGCUGCAAAAACAUCUAGUUUUGGAUUACCAACACGCGAAGGGGCAUGAGCUUGUGAUGCAUGUACUAUAUCAUCUUCAUACUCUCAUGAUUUCCGAAUCUAGUGAGCACUCUUCAUUUGCUGCCACUAUGUACGAAAAGUUUCUCCUAGCCGUGGCAAGGUCUUUGUGGGAUACGCUUCCGGCUUCAGACAAAUCUUUCAGUAAGCUUCUUGGUGAAGUUCCACAUUUGCCUGACUCUGCCCUGAAAAUGUUAGAGGACCUUUGUUAUGCUGAUGGGUUUGGUUUCCAUGGGAAAGAUGUACGUGAUGGUGACCGUGUCACACAGGGCCUUGGUGCUGUAUGGAGCUUGAUCUUGGGGCGUCCACUUAAUCGGCAAGCAUGUUUGAAUAUAGCAUUGAAGUGUGCGGUUCAUUCUCAAGACGAAGUUCGAGCAAAAGCUAUCCGUCUGGUGGCAAAUAAACUCUAUCUUCUUAGCUAUGUAUCAGAGAACAUUGAGCAGUUUGCUACUGCUGAGAUUUUAUCAGUAGUUGAUCAGCAUGUUCCUGAUACAGAUCCUUCAACGGCUGGGUCCACCGAGCAGAGAACAGAAGGAAAUCUUGGAACUCAAGAAACAUCCAUUAGUGGUUCUCAUAAUUCAGAGCCUGGUGCUUCCGAAAAUGACUCUGUGAAGGAUUCACUACAAGUUGUCCAAAGUGUUCCAACAGUUUCGUUGUCUCAAGCUCAACGCCGCAUGUCCCUUUUUUUCGCUCUAUGUACAAAGAAACCCAAUCUCCUUAAACUUGUUUUUGACAUUUAUGGGCGGGCUCCAAAGGCUGUUAAGCAGGCGGUCCAUCGGCAUAUCCCAAUUCUUGUGAGAACCCUAGGACCAUCCAAAUCCGAAUUGCUGCAUAUAAUUUCUGAUCCACCACAAGGAAGCGAAAAUCUUCUGAUGCUGGUUUUGCAAAUAUUGACUGAAGAGACAACACCCUCUGCUGAUCUUAUUGCUACUGUUAAACACUUAUAUGAAGCUAAGUUAAAGGAUGCUGGUAUUCUUAUUCCAAUGCUAUCUUCUCUUUCAAAAGAUGAGGUUUUGCCUAUUUUCCCAAGGCUUGUUGAUCUUCCAUUGGAAAAGUUUCAAGCAGCACUUGCUCGCAUAUUACAGGGUUCAGCUCAUACAGGUCCAGCUUUAACACCUGCAGAAGUGUUGGUUGCUAUCCACGACAUUAAUCCUGAUAAAGAUGGAAUUGCACUUAAAAAGAUAACGGAUGCCUGCUCAGCUUGUUUUGAGCAACGCACAGUUUUUACACAGCAAGUCUUGGCAAAGGCCUUAAACAUGCUGGUUGAUCAAACUCCUCUACCCCUACUGUUCAUGAGAACAGUAAUUCAAGCCAUUGAUGCUUUUCCUACUCUGGUUGAUUUUGUCAUGGAGAUACUCUCCAAACUUGUGAGUAAACAGAUAUGGAAGAUGCCAAAGUUGUGGGUAGGGUUCUUGAAAUGCGUAUCUCAGACACAACCUCAUUCUUUCCCUGUUCUAUUGCAGUUGCCCCCUCCACAGCUUGAGAGUGCACUAAACAAACAUGCAAACCUCAGAGGUCCACUUGCUGCUCAUGCCAGCCAGCCUAGCAUAAGAACUUCAUUACCAAGGUCAACGCUGGUGGUUUUGGGUCUUGCUAAUGAACCACAUAUGCAAAGAUCCUAUCUUCCAUCUUUGCAUGCUUCAGACACAAGUUCUUCAGUUCAUGGUGCAACGUUGACGUGAUACCUGUAGUCAAUGACUUGAGAAUUGGGCAAGCAGUACUUUAUAAGAUAUUAUGGAUUAUGAAGGGAUGGUCAGCCCUAUUCACACGGUUACCAUUGCCAGAAGUAUAAACGGGCGUAGAAUUGAUGAAACACGAAAUAGCUGAUUCCCCAAGAAUGGCAGCUGAGACAGGUCGGAGAUGGGUUUGAGCUGAUCCUUUGGGAUGGAAUUCUUGUCGAAGAGGUUGCUCGAGUAGCCUACCAUUUGGGAAUGUACAAUAGCUGUAUCCCAGUAAUUCAUUUUUCUUGUUCAUUUCUCUUUUUGCCUCAUUUUAUUAUGUUAUUUCCUAUUUUUGUUUAUUUAAUUUUUUUUUUGAAUUUAAUUUUUCUUUUGCUGCACAAUCCAUAAAGCAUAUGAUUGGUUGGGUCUGUAACUUGGGUAAAUUUUGGUAUAAUUUAGUCAGGCAAGGAAAAGUGCAUUCAGUUGCAU